AUGCUUUCCGCCCUCGCCCGGCCUGCCGGCGCCGCUCUCCGCCGCAGCUUCAGCACCUCGGCCCAGAACAAUGCUAAAGUAGCCGUGCUGGGGGCCUCCGGAGGAAUUGGGCAGCCACUUUCGCUUCUUCUGAAGAACAGCCCGUUGGUGAGCCGCCUGACCCUCUACGAUAUCGCUCACACGCCCGGAGUGGCCGCCGACCUGAGCCACAUCGAGACCAGAGCGACCGUGAAAGGCUAUCUCGGACCUGAGCAGCUGCCAGACUGCCUGAAGGGCUGCGAUGUGGUGGUCAUUCCGGCGGGAGUCCCAAGAAAACCAGGUAUGACCCGAGAUGACUUGUUCAAUACCAACGCCACGAUCGUGGCCACCCUGACCGCUGCCUGUGCCCAGCACUGCCCGGAAGCCAUGAUCUGCAUCAUCUCAAAUCCGGUUAACUCCACCAUCCCAAUCACAGCAGAAGUUUUCAAGAAACAUGGAGUGUACAACCCCAAUAAAAUCUUCGGGGUGACAACCCUGGACAUUGUCCGAGCCAACGCUUUCGUUGCAGAGCUGAAGGAUUUGGACCCAGCCCGAGUCAACGUCCCCGUCAUCGGUGGCCACGCUGGGAAAACCAUCAUCCCCUUGAUCUCCCAGUGCACCCCCAAGGUGGAAUUUCCCCAGGACCAGCUGACCACCCUCACCGGUCGGAUCCAGGAAGCUGGCACAGAGGUGGUCAAGGCGAAGGCCGGAGCGGGCUCUGCCACCCUGUCCAUGGCAUAUGCUGGAGCCCGCUUUGUCUUCUCCCUCGUGGACGCAAUGAACGGAAAGGAAGGAGUUGUCGAAUGUUCCUUCGUUAAGUCCCAAGAAACGGACUGUCCGUAUUUCUCCACACCGUUGCUGCUGGGGAAAAAGGGCAUCGAGAAGAAUCUAGGCAUCGGCAAGGUCUCCCCUUUCGAAGAGAAGAUGAUUGCUGAGGCCAUCCCUGAGCUGAAAGCCUCCAUCAAGAAAGGAGAGGAGUUUGUCAAGAACAUGAAAUGA
Bubalus bubalis (water buffalo) is the source of this 1017-nucleotide messenger RNA. It is a transcript of the gene MDH2, whose product is annotated as malate dehydrogenase 2. Lineage: Eukaryota; Metazoa; Chordata; Mammalia; Artiodactyla; Bovidae. The record is from RefSeq and is marked provisional. Gene Ontology annotation, biological process: tricarboxylic acid cycle; malate metabolic process. Gene Ontology annotation, cellular component: cytoplasm; mitochondrion. Gene Ontology annotation, molecular function: L-malate dehydrogenase (NAD+) activity.